UUUGGUUCUUCGAAUUCGCGCGCAAUUUGAUGUUGUAUUUUAGAACAGCUUCGUGUAACCAUGAACUUAACACUGUUUAAAUAGCCGUUUAUAAAUAAGGUGGACUCUCCAACGAACUUUGACAUCAUGGACUGAUAUAGGCAGAAUCGACAAGUAGGCUGAAGCACUGAUCGAAUCGUGGCCAACAGCAUCUACGGAACAUUUACAAUGGGGGAUUCGCAUGAAGAGGCUGCAUUGAGUGUUGAGGAGGCUAUACCAAUGGGGAGCGGGGAGGAAUUUAUACCGUACAUCAAGUUCGCGACGUAUGCUCCAACCCCAGAAAAUUUAAAGAUCUUUCAGCGAUACCGACCACCGAGGCCGGAAAAUCCAACACUCGGUUUUGCGUUGAAGCUUCCGCCACUCGGCAAGCCAGCGCAACCAUUUAUUGGCGGCUGGCUUGGGGCGUCAAUGUGUCUAGGAGGAAGUUACGCAGGGUGCUCUCCUGACGUAUACCUCGAUGUGCUAAGGAUUGCAUGCCUGUGUGGUAAACCAGACGUCGUGGAAACUCUACUAGCUCAUAGGACUCAUACUGUCGAACGGGAAAUCGAGAGCCUGGAGCUGCUGGGAGCCGUUAGGAUGUUUUGUGUCAGCACCAUGGACUGGUUCUGUAAUGAGCCCUGGACCACUGCAUUAUGUUGGUCGAAAGCCAUGGAGCUCCGUGCAUCGCUACCCGAGCCUCAAUCUAAACUAUCUUGGCGGAGUCGUCUGAUGCGUUUGCGAGAUGUCCGACCUGUGUCGACGCUGAGUGAACUCAACGAAAUAUGUGAUUCGCCUAGUCAGUUGCUUAUACAAGCGUUUCUUGUACUCGAGCGUAUUCUCGGUCUGCCCUGGACAGUAACGGAACCGCAGGAGGGCUUGGAUUUCAUUGCUGCACGUCUCCUCGAACCAAUGGUGAAAGGAAUCUGUCAUCAGGCAUCAUCCACGGCGCAAGCCCUUGAGUUGCUGGGUUAUCUCAUAGUGUACGUUCCGAAUAAAGUCGCUCACACAUGCCUUUUGAAAGCAAUUAACAAUAUGCUUGCUCCCACAUCAGCCGUGCCUAACUGGCUCACUCUCAUGCAAGAUUGUCAGGACGUCACCCUUCGAGACGCUACUGACUUCCUUAGGUUCUUUUUUAGUCGGCAUCCCACUAGGCAAGGGUACGACUCUGCAUUCUGCCUUCGUCUUGUGUGCUGCAAGCUGGAUGCAGGGAUGCUCAGCGAAGACAAAAUAGCGAAAAAUAUGAUUACGAAAGACGAUCUGAACAUUCUAUUUCACGCUUUAGCAAUAGUGUGGGCUAUGUAUCAACCUGAGCGCGAUCCUCAACUGGAAGCUCUUGCUACGAAACUUUUAGAACUUGGGGCGGCUGUCAAUGAUCCCUGCUGGUUUCGUAUGAAGUGUGCGUUUCAAAUCGUCUGUGGAGUUCUCCAACAAAUUGUAAUGCGUUAUUAUCCCUAUUAAUUCGUCAUGAUUAACAGAUGACAAUUGAUUUUGCUUUAGAUGGUUUUCUAUAUGAAUCUUAUUGUUAAAUGAGUUAUAAUUGAGUCUUGUGAUUCUCCAGAGAAUGUACCCGCGAUUCAAUUACACAACGUUUUGCAUGUAUGAGAAGGAUUCUGUGGUAUUAUAUACUUGAAGUAUUGUGCUUAUUGGGCGUCAGCAAUGAUCCAAUGAACUCUGAACUGUAAUAAAUAUGAAGUGUCUAUAGCUAGUUGGGUCACGGGUCAAAUCAUGGACUCGACAUAUGACGCAAGCAUGAGUUGAGAUUAUGGAUUCGACACAUGGCACAAGCAUGUAAGAGUUUUGGAUCUGAUGUGUUUUUACUGAAUCCUACCAUGUUCUAUAUACUACGGACAUAAUUAUAACCAAAAAACGUUCACUCAUUUGCUUACUAAUUUAUCUAAGGGCUUCAGAGCUCCAGGCGUUUUUGCGGAAUUAGAUUGUUGGCGAAAAUGUCACUUGUGAUUGAUAUUAUUAGAUAAUCGUUCACACUAAAUAAACGAAUUGUGUAACAUCACUUAGAAUAGGAAAGUUUUCUCAUGUCGGAACAUUAGUGCGUUUGAUUUUCAAUCGUACCUCAGCAUGCCUCAGUGAUUUAUUUCUGUAAUCCGAGUUAUUGAACAUAGACGCGUGUUUCACACAAUUUGAAUAUAAGUUAAUCUGUCAUCUUUCUUUACCAACAAGUCGCACUUCACUUAGUUUGCUCAUUGACUGGUUGGCACUAUCAGCCAAUUUUUUUUUGAUACCCCUAGCUAUAUACCUACGUUCAUUACCACAAUAUCCCAUAUGUGCUUUAUGCUGUUUUCUCUAUUAUCAUCAAUACAUUUGGCUAUUGUUAACUUUGUAUGAUUUGCAUAAGUAGUAUGACUUGAAAAAAGAUAGAGUAUUAAACGGAUUUUUAUUUUUCUUACAGUAAAACCGUUGUGUUAAACAACAGUGAGAAUUCUCAUGGGCGAGUAUGCCAAGAGUCAUAUACGUCUUGUACAAUAUAUGCAUAUGUUAGAGCUAUAGAUAGAAAAAGUGAAAAUAAAAAAAUUAUAGUGCGAUGCGGAUUUUGGGGUGUGCUG
Messenger RNA from Varroa destructor (honeybee mite), 2579 nucleotides. RefSeq lists its product as uncharacterized. Lineage: Eukaryota; Metazoa; Arthropoda; Arachnida; Mesostigmata; Varroidae. The record is from RefSeq and is a predicted model, not a curated record.